AUGGCCUCGUCAUCGAGAGCCAUGGCUGCCGUUGCCAGACCUGGUCUCCAGCUCGCCGGCUCCAACGCUCGCAUCGUUGCCAGGACCUUUUCCGCCGCUGCGCGCGCUUCCUCAAUUUCCUCGCGAUGCGCCACCCGUCCCUCGCCCUCCAUGAGACUCGCCGUCACCGGCCGCAUCGCCUUUCGCAGACCCUACUCCGAUGAGGCCCCCAAGCCCAGGCCUGGCAAGCUGCGCACAACCUUUCGCUGGAUCUGGCGCCUCACCUACCUCUCCAUCCUCGGAACCCUCGGCUAUACUGCCUAUGUCAUCUACGACGACCGCAAUCCCGGCGAGCAGUUUGUCCCCGAUCCCUCCAAGAAGACCCUCGUUAUCCUAGGCACCGGCUGGGGUUCCGUCGCCCUUCUCAAGAACCUCGACACCGAAAAUUACAAUGUUGUUGUCGUCUCUCCCCGCAAUUACUUCCUCUUCACCCCUCUACUGCCUUCGUGCACUACCGGCCUCAUUGAGCACCGCUCCAUCAUGGAGCCUGUUCGCGCCAUUCUGCGCCAUAAAAAGGGUGCCGCCAACUUUUACGAAGCCGAGGCCACCAACGUCGACACGGAACGCAAAACCAUCACCGUCGUUGACAAGUCCGAGGUCCAGGGCGCGACCAACACCACCGAGAUCCCCUACGAUAUGCUCGUCGUCGGCGUUGGCGCCGAAAACGCCACUUUCGGUAUCCCCGGCGUCAGAGAGCACAGCUGCUUCCUCAAGGAAAUUGGCGAUGCUCAGCGCAUUCGCAAGAAGAUCAUGGACUGCGUCGAGACCGCCGCUCUCCGCGGCCAGUCCGAAGAAGAGAUGAAACGCCUCAUGCACAUGGUCGUCGUCGGUGGCGGCCCUACCGGUGUCGAGUUUGCCGGUGAGCUGCAAGAUUUCUUCGAAGAGGACAUCAAGAAGCUGGUCCCAGGCAUCAGCCCUCGCUUCAAGGUCACCCUGAUCGAGGCGCUGCCCAACGUUUUGCCCUCCUUCUCCAAGCAGCUCAUUGACUACACUGAAAACACCUUGCGCGAGGAAAAGAUUGACAUCAUGACCAAGACCAUGGUCAAAAACGUCACCGAAAACACCGUCGAGGCUGAAAUCAGCAAGCCCGACGGCACCAAGGAGCUCGUCAAGAUUCCCUACGGCCUCCUCGUCUGGGCUACCGGUAACGCUGUGCGCCCCGUUGUCAAGGACAUGAUGGCUCGCAUCCCCGCCCAAAAGGACUCGCGCCGCGGUCUCGCCGUCAAUGAGUACCUCGUCGUCCAGGGUGCCCGUGACGUCUGGGCCGUUGGCGACUGCGCUGUCGCCGGCUACGCCCCCACCGCCCAGGUCGCCUCCCAGGAGGGCAGCUUCCUCGCCCGUCUCUUCAACAACAUGGCCAAGACGGAGAGCCUCGAGGCCCGCAUCCACGACCUCAGCAGCAAGAUGAACCUCAAGGCUGGCAACGCGGCCGACGACGCUCACCAGAUUGAGCUCCUCGAGAAGCAGCUCCGCCGCAUCAAGGACGUCAAGCCCUUUCGCUACUCUCACCAGGGCAGCCUGGCCUACAUUGGCAGCGAAAAGGCCGUCGCCGACGUCAGCUGGUGGAACGGCAACCUCGCCACUGGUGGUAGCUUGACCUAUCUCUUCUGGAGAAGUGCCUACCUCUCCAUGUGCUUUAGCACUCGCAACCGUGUUCUGGUUAUCCUCGACUGGCUCAAGUCCAAGGCCUUUGGUCGCGAUAUUUCUCGAGAAUAA
Messenger RNA from Beauveria bassiana ARSEF 2860, 1755 nucleotides. RefSeq names its product NADH dehydrogenase. The coding region runs from base 1 to 1755 and encodes 584 amino acids. Lineage: Eukaryota; Fungi; Ascomycota; Sordariomycetes; Hypocreales; Cordycipitaceae. The transcript has 3 exons. The record is from RefSeq and is a predicted model, not a curated record. Gene Ontology annotation, molecular function: NADH dehydrogenase activity.